Molecule: messenger RNA, 417 nt
Organism: Rhizopus microsporus ATCC 52813
Lineage: Eukaryota; Fungi; Mucoromycota; Mucoromycetes; Mucorales; Rhizopodaceae
Product: putative ribosomal protein
Exons: 3
Coding region: 1-417 (138 amino acids)
Biological process (GO): translation; ribosomal large subunit biogenesis
Cellular component (GO): ribosome; cytosolic large ribosomal subunit
Molecular function (GO): structural constituent of ribosome; RNA binding
Source: RefSeq, a predicted model, not a curated record
AUGCAAGGUUCAUUCAAGCGUCAAGUCGAAGUGGGUCGUGUUGUUCUCAUUAACUCCGGUGCUGAUGCCGGUAAAUUGGCUGUUAUUGUUGAUAUUGUCGAUCACAACCGUGCUCUCAUCGAUGGUCCCACCACUGGUGUUGCUCGUCAAGCCUUCCCCUUCCGUCGUAUGGUCUUGACUCCCAUCGUCAUCAAGAACCUUCCUCGUAGCAUCGGUCAAGGUGCUCUCAAGAAAGCUAUUGAAAAGAGCGAUGUCGUUGCUGCUUGGAACAAGACCGCUUGGGCCAAGAAGAUCGAACAACGUAACGUUCGUGCUUCCUUGUCCGAUUUCGAUCGUUUCAAGUUGUUAAAAUACAAGAACCAACGUCGCUUUGCCCUUGCCUCCACCCUUGCCGCUGCCAAGAAGCAAACUGCUUAA